Molecule: messenger RNA, 726 nt
Organism: Closterium sp. NIES-65
Lineage: Eukaryota; Viridiplantae; Streptophyta; Zygnematophyceae; Desmidiales; Closteriaceae
Source: the annotation of a GenBank genome assembly
AUGUGGGCUUGCAUCAAGCUCAUCUGGCCUGCAUCAAGCUCAUCUGGCCUGCAUCAAGCUCAUCUGGCCUGCAUCAAGCUCAUCUGGCCUGCAUCAAGCUCAUCUGGCCUGCAUCGGGAUUGCUUGUCCUGCUAUACGACGGUGGUGCUAGUGAAGGGCUUGCCUAUAGCGCACAACCAGAUGAUAGGUGCUGGGCAGAUCAUUGAUGCCUGCCGCACUCGCCCACGCACCACAGCCAUUGUGGUUCCACACGAACCAUGCAGAUACCAGACCCGACCUCGCCACAGGAAUUGCGGGGUCCGCGUGCUCGUCCAUCCCGGCCGUAAGCCCUUGGUGGCCAACAUCACCCACUUUCUAGGUGCUGCUGCUGGCGCCGUGCCAUUGCUACGGCCACUACCGCAGCCUCUUCUCAUGCUGCGGCUGGGGGGGGGGGGGGAGGGGAGCAGGAGGAGCAGGUGGCAGGAGCAGGUAGCAGGAGCAGGUGGCAGGAGCAGGUGGCAGGAGGAGGUGGCAGGAGGAGGUGGCAGGAGGAGGUGGCAGGAGGAGGUGGCAGGAGGAGGUGGCAGGAGGAGGUGGCGUGGCAGGAGCGGGUGGCAGGAGCGGGUGGCAGGAACGGGUGGCAGGAGCGGGUGGCAGGAGCGGGUGGCAGGAGCGGGUGGCAGUGGGGCUGCUGGUGCUGCGGCUGGAGGAGAAGGCGUGUGCGAUGAGCAAGUGGGAGGUGUUUGA